AUGCCCCCGCCCGCCACCCUCGCCCUCACCACGCUAGUCAGCCCAAAAGCCCGUCACCCCCCCCCCUGCCCGCCGACCAAGAAAACGCAAAGGCAUGGAGCCGUGACGCCAAGCAUCCCCCAGACCACCCCCAGCAUUAAGAGGGCCACGCGAGCAUCACGUCCCACCCACACAUCUAAGCAGCCAGAACGAAACACGCCGACACAGGACAGACAGCCGCAACAUGAUCAGGCCCGAGCGAACAAGAACCCCUGCCUAGCAACCCCGACGAGGCGACGACCCCAAACACACCACCCUCACCAAAAGAGCCGGCACCACGGACCGGAAGAUGAAGAAACACUGAACGUUAGCACGCAAGGGGUAAGGAGUCAUUCGGAGGGGCCCGAACAGGCCUACCAAGCACGGCCUCUGUCCCACCGAGAAGCACGGACCCCGCUGCUCCCGUCGCCCCCACCGAUCCACACACCUAACGCUCAGAGUCCAACACGAGCUCGCAAUCCCUACCCGAGGGAGCCACCAAAGACAGCCGCCUUGAAAAAGCAAGGCAACCGACCGGAAGUGUAA
Molecule: messenger RNA, 564 nt
Organism: Knipowitschia caucasica
Lineage: Eukaryota; Metazoa; Chordata; Actinopteri; Gobiiformes; Gobiidae
Source: the annotation of a GenBank genome assembly